This is a messenger RNA of Penaeus monodon (black tiger shrimp), 561 nucleotides long. Its product is annotated as nucleolar protein 16-like. Lineage: Eukaryota; Metazoa; Arthropoda; Malacostraca; Decapoda; Penaeidae. The record is from RefSeq and is a predicted model, not a curated record. Gene Ontology annotation, cellular component: nucleolus. Gene Ontology annotation, biological process: ribosomal large subunit biogenesis.
AGACAGACACGAGACGGGAGCCCCACGGUGCCCUUCCUCCGCCACGUGGUAGUCCCCGCGGCCGCCGCCAGAGGUCCCCGCGAGGAAGCCGAACGUAAACACGCGGUGCGCAGUUCCAUCUCCCAGGCAUUAAAGUUCCUGUUUACUUCGUAGCCAAGGAAAUACAGAGACACUGCCAACAUGGGGGUUCGUCAGAGGAAGAAAAUGCGAAAGCAGUUCAGAUAUGAAACCAAUCGUAAACGGGAAUUCAACAAAGGAAAAAAGACCAAAAUAGAUAUUGAGGUGAUAAGGAAGGUUUGGGACAAAUCAAAAUCAACGCACACAAACAUGGCACAGUUGGGGCUGGAAUACAAGCUCAACAAAAUAAUGCCACCAAAUGAAAUGGAAACAGAUGUACAGAAGAAGGACAUCGUGGAUGAAGGAAAACAGAAAGCUGUGGUGGAAACCUUGGAGAGCCAAGUGAAGAAUCAGGUAGCCAAGACGAAGCUACCUCCCCGACUCACACAUUCACAGCGUAGCUACAUUAGGUACAUGAUGCAAAGGCAUGGAACUAACUACUAU